AUGAAAUUAAUGGUUGUCCUGUUUGUCCUGAUCGGCAUUGCCUUGGCCCGACCAGAAUACGACGGAGCAGCCACAAAACAGUGGGGUUCAGGAUCGGUGCCACAGAGCGGCCUAAGUGGGUACGGUUCCCAGACCACAGGAUUCGAUGACACGACGGCUUAUUAUGGUCAACAAGUUGUCCUGUUUGCCCUGAUGGGCAUGGCCUUGGCCAGACCAGGAUACGACGGAGCAGCCACAAAACUGUGGGGUUCAGGAUCGGUGCCACAGAGCAGCCAAAGUGGGUACGGUGCCCAGACCACAGGAUUCGUUGGCAAGCAGGGUGGAUAUGGUCAACCCGCUCCACUGAGUGGACAUGUGGCAUACGGCGGCGGUCAGGGUGCUUACGGCAGCGCACAGCAGGGAUAUGGUGCAUCCGAUCCCCAAAAUGAAUACGCAGGUGGAUUCGAGGACCAAGGACGUCUGGGAGGAUACGGCGAUGCUGCCGUGUUGGGAUAUGGCGGCGGUCAGGGAGGUUAUGGACGACCUGCUGCCCAGUUGGGCCAGGGAUAUGGCGCAGGAGAGCUCGGAACGGGCCCACAUUUUGGCCAGGGAGAAUUCUCCGGCGGCUUUGGUCAUGAAAACUGUAACCACGAGCAUCAUGAGCAUCACGAGCAUCACAGGCACCACGGACAUAGCGGACAUAGUGGACGUUACUAA
Molecule: messenger RNA, 696 nt
Organism: Drosophila teissieri
Lineage: Eukaryota; Metazoa; Arthropoda; Insecta; Diptera; Drosophilidae
Product: protein spalt-accessory
Source: RefSeq, a predicted model, not a curated record